This is a messenger RNA of Zymoseptoria tritici IPO323, 1451 nucleotides long. RefSeq lists its product as uncharacterized. The transcript has 2 exons. The record is from RefSeq and is a predicted model, not a curated record. Bases 196 to 1446 code for a protein of 416 amino acids. Lineage: Eukaryota; Fungi; Ascomycota; Dothideomycetes; Mycosphaerellales; Mycosphaerellaceae. Gene Ontology annotation, molecular function: methyltransferase activity.
UGGCCACGAGCGCAAACUCGUGAUCUCUCGCGUUCAGCAAAUUUAUGAAAGAUUCAUACCCCGGCAAACUCAAUGACGGCACAACAUUGGGACUGAGCCAGCAUAGAAGAGGUCUAGGGUUGCUGCGGCCCUGGAGAGGGGAGCAUCGCUAAUAGCGGUAGACCGCCGGGCAGUCGCAGUGGCAGAAUAUCAGCUAUGGCUGGUACAGCUGGGAUGGGCGGCUCAUAUCUCAUUGCCGUGGCGGCGCAGCGCAACCCGCCACGAGCGAAGACCCCUCCUGUGGAGCUCCCUCCUGUAGAGAUAGCCAGCAGCGUGCUGGAGCUCCGUCAUGGCCGACCGUACAUUAAAGACAGCCCAUAUCCGCUGCCUGUGGACUUGACCGAGUUCAAUCGUCAGAAUCUCAGGACUCUAGUAGCUACGCAGGCCCUUGGAAAAGCUCUCUGUGCGCCACGAUUUGCGAAGAUGCCACCAAAGCGCAUAUUGGAUCUGACAUGCGGCACUGGACUUUGGAGUUCUCUAUGCGACGACUAUCUCAAGGCGACGGGCGUCGGAGACGUUGAAUUCAUAGGAAUGGAUAUAGCUGCCACUGCUCCAGAUCUCUCGAAGCACGGCGUGAACUGGAAAUUUGUACAACGGGACACCCGUGAUCUGCCAUAUCCUUUUGAAGACGACUACUUUGAUCUAGUCAUGAUCAAGGACUCCACCAUGACCAUGCCGCUGGACGAGCGGUCCUAUGGUAUCCUGGACGAGGUGAUGAGGAUACUCAAAGAAGGUGGUGUCUUGGAGGCCUGGGAGUCGGACCAUGUUAUCAGAUCUCUGGACCCCGACACGCCGCCAUCGCGGUCUGGGACCGUCGAGGAGGAGCUCAUCGCCGACGCCACGGCAACGUUCAAUCUGCCGCGCGGCCACCCAUUCGUGCCGACCCAGAACAAGUACUUUAUGCAAGCAAAUGCAUGGGUGGAACAGGUGUUGGACUGGGAGUCGAUCUUGGUAGCGCCGUGUCCGCGAAUGACAGAGAUGAUGACUCAAGAGGAGUCGCUUUCGGAUCACGGCAGUCGACGCAUUGCAAUCCCAUUCGGAGAAUUGCCCAGUGAACGAGGAGCACCGAGUUCCCAGCGGAGCUCCCUUUCAUCUGGCAGGGCCUAUCGCGACUCCUUCCUGUCCGACGGCUCGCGAGAGAAAGCGCCAUGGCCAGAGCGGACUUUGACGCCUGACCAAGCCGCGCUGAGGCACACUGCUCUUUUAACGAAUCUCCAGAUGUAUCAGGCAAUGGAGCCUUUGCUCAAAAAAGCCAGCGGCAAGACCACGGACGAGUGGAGCCAAUGGUACGCCAGUAUGAUGGCGGACAUGCUUGGUCCUGAGAAGAAGGCAUUUGCCGGCGAGUGUUUGGAGAUUGGAGUGUUCUGGGCGACAAAGGCACAGCCGCGGGCUGAUCGGUUCCGAUGAUCAAU